UAUACUAAAGACAAACAAAACUUGGACCAACAAGACUCAGCAAGAAAUGGCACCGAGCACCAAGGUAGGCUUGCUUUUUCUGUUGCUUAUAGCGAGCCAGGGAUUGAUUGAGGCCGAAGGGGAAUGUGGGAGUACCCCAAUUGGGUCUGCGGCGGCCAGCUUGAGCCCGUGCCUGGGUGCAGCUGGGAACGCGAGGGCAAAUGUUCCACCGGCUUGCUGUGCCAAAGUGGGUGCGUUGCUGAGGACAGCACCGAGAUGUCUAUGUGCGGUUCUCUUGUCGCCAUUGGCAAAGCAGGCCGGAAUCAAUCCCGGGAUAGCCAUUACAAUACCAAAAAGAUGCAAUAUUAAAAACAGACAAGCCGGGAAAAAAUGUGGAAGAUACACGGUCCCAUAAAAAUAAAAAUUGAAUAAAAAAGAGUGCAACAGCUAAUAUGACGAAA
This is a messenger RNA of Carica papaya (papaya), 440 nucleotides long. Its product is annotated as Bifunctional inhibitor/lipid-transfer protein/seed storage 2S albumin superfamily protein. Lineage: Eukaryota; Viridiplantae; Streptophyta; Magnoliopsida; Brassicales; Caricaceae. The record is from RefSeq and is a predicted model, not a curated record. Gene Ontology annotation, molecular function: fatty acid binding. Gene Ontology annotation, biological process: systemic acquired resistance; lipid transport.